Messenger RNA from Diplodia corticola, 744 nucleotides. RefSeq names its product kinase-related protein. NCBI's taxonomy places the organism in Eukaryota, Fungi, Ascomycota, Dothideomycetes, Botryosphaeriales, Botryosphaeriaceae. Bases 1 to 744 code for a protein of 247 amino acids. The record is from RefSeq and is a predicted model, not a curated record. Gene Ontology annotation, molecular function: ATP binding; kinase activity. Gene Ontology annotation, cellular component: cytoplasm. The transcript is spliced from 2 exons.
AUGGAGGAACAAGUGGAUCGUCUGGUCCGCAAGACCUGGGACAAAUACCACCAGCUGCCGCGGUCGCAGCGGCUGCUCAUCGGCGUGUCGGGCAUUCCUGGCAGCGGCAAGACAACCCUUGCGGCCGAGGUGGUGAAGCGCAUCAACGCCUUGUAUCGCGCCGAACAGCCGGGCACGAGUGCCGGCGAGCCACCCAUUGCCGCUUUCGUGCCCAUGGAUGGCUACCACCUGUCGAGGGCUCAGCUCGAUGCCAUGCCGGACCCUUACACGGCACAUGCCCGCCGUGGAGCCCACUUCACCUUCGACGGUGACAGCUUCCUCGUUCUGGUCAGGGAGCUGCGCAAGCCACUGGCUCCAGAAAGCCACACGUUGUAUGUCCCGAGCUUUGACCACGCCACCAAGGACCCCGUUGCCGACGACAUCGCCAUCGCACCCACCACCCGUGUCCUCGUUUUCGAGGGCAACUACUUGACUCUGGACCGUGAGCCUUGGCGCGAGGCGGCGCUCCUGAUGGACGAGCGUUGGUUCGUGGAGGUCGACUUUGACACGGCCAGAGACAGACUCAUCAGCAGACACGUCAAGGCGGGCAUUGCCAAGGACGAGGCCGAUGCGCACAAGCGCGUCACCGAGAACGACUUGGUCAACGGGCGCCAGAUUGUCGAUGAGAGAGUGCGCGUGGACGAGUUCCUACAGAGCAGGGAGGACGAAACAUGGAGACCCGAGGCCCAGCGCGUCGGCCAGUAG